This is a messenger RNA of Suncus etruscus (white-toothed pygmy shrew), 2307 nucleotides long. RefSeq names its product cyclin dependent kinase inhibitor 1C (gene CDKN1C). Gene Ontology annotation, biological process: regulation of cell cycle. The record is from RefSeq and is a predicted model, not a curated record. Gene Ontology annotation, cellular component: nucleus. Gene Ontology annotation, molecular function: cyclin-dependent protein serine/threonine kinase inhibitor activity. NCBI's taxonomy places the organism in Eukaryota, Metazoa, Chordata, Mammalia, Eulipotyphla, Soricidae. The coding region runs from base 1 to 2190 and encodes 729 amino acids. The transcript has 6 exons.
AUGUGUCUCAGCCCUGGAGAAAAGGGCCAGGGUGGGGCCACUGCUGCCGAGGACAGGACAGGCAAGGACAAACUCUGGCUACUCCAGUGCGGGCAGGAAACCAAGAGCCGGACCCCCGACUCAGCCAGCCAGCAACCAGGGGCCACCGCCCUGCGCCUCCGUGCCUGGCCUGGGGUCCGCUGCGCCCCUAACCCACCCCAAGGGGCCGGGCCCGCCUGUCUCUUCCCUUCCCGGUCCGUUCAGGGGGCCCCCGCCGGCAGGCCCUGGCAAGCUCCCAGCUCUCGCCCUGACACCCCGCACGAUCCCGAGGGACCCCCACCCUCCCGCGAUCGGUGGGCGAGGCCCCAGGUGCUGGCGGUGCCUCCGCCGGGGCAGGCAGGCAGGCAGGCACGAGCCGGGGUCCCCAGCCCCAUCAGCUGUCGCGGGGGCCCCCCGGGGUGCGGGGGCUGCGGCGGGGCGCGGCGGGGUUUGGGGGGCCCCGAGGGGGCGUCGGGGGGCGCCCGCGCCGUCGCCGCCCAAGCCCCCGCCGGCAGACAAAGGAGGCGGCGGGGGGCGGGCGGGGACCAUGGGCCGAGGGGGCGGGGCGGCGCGGUGUCACGUUACCGCCCGCAGCGCCCUUUAACUCGGGCCACGCCCCCCGGCCACGCCCCCGGCGGGGCGCAGCCAAUCGGCGCCCGCCCCGGCCGCGCGCGCCAGCCCCGCCUCCCCGGGUGGGUGUGCGCGGCGGGCCAAUGGGCGGCGCGCGGGGGCGGCGCCGGCCAAUGGGCGCGGUGUUGUCGCCGCCGCGGCCACGCCCCGUAUGCCAAGCGGGCGGGCGCCGCGCCUAUAAAAGGGGGCGGCGCGCCGGGCUGGGCGGUCGAUCCAGAGGCCCAGUGCGCUGCGCUCCGGUGGGUUUCCGAACCCACCCGAGCCAGGCCCGGCGCAGACGCAACCACGGCAGGCACGGAGGGGGCGCGGCCGGACGAGGCGACCGAGCAGCCCGCGGCGGGCCGGAUCGCCAGGUCGCCGGUCAUGCCCGCCGCGUGUCCUCGCAGCUCCUCGCCCAGGGAACGCCUGGCGUCGCGGCGCCCCGGCUUCCCCGCCCUGGCGCGCUCCAGCGCCUGCCGCAGCCUCUUCGGGCCGGUGGACCACGAGGAGCUGAGCCGCGAGCUGCAGAUCCGCCUGGCCGAGCUCAACGCCGAGGACCAGCGCCGCUGGGACUACAACUUCCAGCAGGACAUGCCGCUGCGGGGCCCCGGGCGGCUGCAGUGGACCGAGGUGGACAGCGAGUCGGUGCCCGCCUUCUACCGCGAGACGGUGCAGGUGGGCCGCUGCCGCCUGCUGCUGGCGCCCCGGCCCCGCCCGCCCGGCGGCGCGGACGACGACAGCGCGCUCCCCGCCGCCGCCUCCCCCGACGCUCCCCCCGAGGUCUUCCCCGAAGCCGAGGCCGAAGCCGAGGCCGAAGACGCCCCCGAAGACGCCCCCGAAGACGCUCCCGAAGUCGUCCCCGAAGACGCCCCCGAAGAUGCCCUCGAAGACGCCCCCGAAGACGUCCCCGAAGUCGUCCCCGAAGUCGUUCCCGAGGUGCCCGUCCUGGAGCCGGAGCCCGAGGAGGAGCCCGAGGAGGAGGAGCCCGCCACUCUGCCGCUCAUCGACGAGGUUGUGGCCCCGGAGCCCGAGCCGAUCGUGGUGCAGCCCGAGCCCGAGCCCGAGCCUGAGCCCGAGCCUGAGCCCGAGCCUGAAGCCGAGCCCGAGCCCGAGCCCGAGCCCGAGCCCGAGCCCGAGUCCGAGCCCGAGGAGUCUGAGGACGAGGCGCUGCUGCCCAGCGCCCCGGAGUCUCCCGCCGAGCAGCAACUCCAGCUGCUGCUCCCCGUGUGCCCUGCGCCGGCCCCGGGCCCGGCUCCUGCUCUGGUCGCCCCUGUGGCCUCCUGCGCCGCCCCCGCGGCCACCAGCGCUCCCGUCGCCUCUGCCAGCACCGCAGGAGGCGCCGCCGCCGUCAAGAAGCUCCCCGGGGCGCUCCUCUCUGGGAUCCCCGGCGCACCGCGCCCUGACCGGCUGCUCGCGCUGUCGCCCUCAGAUUUCUUCGCCAAGCGCAAGAGACCCGCGUCUGACAACAAGGCCGCCAACGAGGUGCCCGCCGGCUGCCCUGCCGCGCCUUCUGCUCCCUCGGUGGGCUCGGGGGAGCAGACGCCGCGCAAACGCCUGCGAUGAGGAGGUGAGCGCAGGACCACCCCGGGGUGGCCAUUUGGAGAGGGUGCGCGCGCGCCCCUUUGCGCUCAACGCCAUCCCCGUUUUCUCUGCUUUUCUUGCAGUUUUCGGCCCCGAGAG